CACACACACACACACACACACACACAAAGCAAACAACAAGCAAGCUUGAACGCGUGGAAGAAGGCUGUGUGAGUCCUUGUUGUUGUCGCUGUUGUUCGUUUGUCUGCCUCUGUCAAGUAAGCAGCAAGCAACGGGAUCCACCAAAGUGCGUCUUCUCUUUGUGCCCUCUUCUUGUGUGAACAACCCCCUGCCCCCACUCGGACGGCUUUGUCAGCAUGGAGGACGACGACCAAACCGUGCCCUCGACCUUCCACAUUGAUAAGGAAUCCGACACGGACGAUUCAGGCGAUGAGCAGCCAGCGUGCCAUGUUUGGGGCCGGCUCUUUUCCGAGCGCACCAACUUCACCAGCAUCGAGUUGAUUGAGGACAAGUACAUGUUUGGCCGCCACGAUUCAUGCCAAGUCCGCUUCACAGACAAGUGCAUCUCCAACGUCCACUGCACCAUCUCUCGCGAGCAUCCGCAGGAAGCAAUGUCACAGUACGAGGACGACGAGAUGCUGACGUUUCUGACCGACCAGAGCGCAAACGGGACAUAUGUGAAUGGGGAGCGGCUUGGCAAAGGCCGCAAGGUUGCCCUCGCCCACGGCGACAAAGUCUCCCUCCUCAACAAGAAGCACACGCCGUCAUAUAUCUUCCACGACUGCACGCAGGAAACGGACGAUCCCCACGCCCGUCUUCGCGAGAAGUACAACAUGAGCAGGCAGCUCGGCAGCGGUGCGUGCGGCGAGGUGUAUCUUGGGGUGGACAAGGCGACGGGCCGCAAAUACGCCAUCAAGAUCAUCAGCAAGCGCAGAUUCAGCCAAUCAACCUCGAUGGGAGCGCCGACAACGGAUCAGCUCAUGGCCGAGGUCGACAUCCUCCUCAGGCUCAAACACCCGAACAUCAUCCACGUGCACGACAUGAUUGAUUCGCAAAACUACCUCUACAUCAUCCUCGAAUUGUACCACCCUGAGACGCGGCGGAAGGUGACGGCAAAGCAGGAGGAAUACCUGCGCAAACGCUCCCGCACCGACACACAAACGUCUGUUCUCAAGCGGCGGGCGGACGUGGUCACGGGCAUGUCGCCGAAACGCCCAAACGCAACACCGGCAGAUGUACCAACAGCAGGGACAGCAGGGACAGGAGUACCAGUGGCAAUGGGCGCUGCAACGAAUGGCAGCGUGACGAGCACGGAGAGCAGCGGGAGUAACGGCAAGCCGGCCAACCUGGCAGCAAAGAGCGCACCUGCGCCAUCCUCGUGACACCCCGGAGCCUGUUCCCCCUGUGUCGAGCGCGUGCCUGGUUGUUGCGCGUGGCUGUUGCCGCUUGCUUGUUUGGUUGUGUUGCUUGCUUGUGUUGCUUGCUGCGCUGGUGCUGUAUGGUGGGUAGCAGACUUGUGAACACACGCGCGUGUGUGUUCGCUGUUCGCUGGUUACAUUUGGUGAUGAGGUGCUGCGCUCUGUUGUUUGUUUGUAUGGUAGAAGGUGUAAACCGCCCAACUUUAUUUGAAGCGACAAGGACA
This is a messenger RNA of Salpingoeca rosetta, 1501 nucleotides long. RefSeq lists its product as uncharacterized. Gene Ontology annotation, cellular component: nucleus; cytoplasm. Gene Ontology annotation, biological process: mitotic DNA damage checkpoint signaling; protein phosphorylation. The transcript is spliced from 10 exons. Lineage: Eukaryota; Choanoflagellata; Craspedida; Salpingoecidae. The record is from RefSeq and is a predicted model, not a curated record. The coding region runs from base 216 to 1241 and encodes 341 amino acids. Gene Ontology annotation, molecular function: protein binding; ATP binding; protein serine/threonine kinase activity.